GUGCUGGGAUUUGAACCUGGUGCAUGCUAGGUUAAGUGCUCUUAUCACCGAGCUACACACCCAGUGCUUGUAAUUAGUAUUCUUUAAGAUGCAUGUGUAUUAAAUUUUUUUAUUAGAAAAUAAUCUUUCCUCAGACUCUGUAUUGAGGGAUAUUAUUGAAAGUCAUGCCAAGAUAUUUUAUGUGUUAAGAUUUUAAAUUACUUAGUGAAGAGACAUAAAUAUAUACUGCACCUGGAGUUUUGGAGAUGACAGUUCUGACCUGUAAACCCAGCACUCAGGAAGCAGAAGCAGAAUUAGUGCAAGGCCAGCCUCAGCCAGAUAAUAAGUUUGAGGCCAGUUUGGGGUAUCUGCCACCAUGUUUCCAAAAAACCUCAAAAAUAGAAAAUAAAAGGUUUUAGGGUCGGAAGUGUACUCAGUGGUACUGGCAGUUGCCUAGCAUGCAUGAGGCCCUGGAUUCGUCCCUCAGCACCACAGAAAAUUUAAGUUUCUUUAACUGGAGUGUUAAAUUUGAAUGUCUGAAGCAGGGCUCAUUGUGGCAUUUUUGAGCCCUAGGCCCCCUCUACCUUUGUAGCCCACUUUCUCCUCCAAAAAACUUAGAAUUCCUAUUUUUCUACUGCAUUUGUAUGAAAACAUUUUGAUAAGUGUUAGCUUUUUUCCUUGUGAUUUUAAAAUAAAACCUUUUCAUGAACCCCAGUAAGAGGUUAAGAGUAACAUUUCUGAGCGGCUGGUGGUGUCCUGUAGUGCAUCUGUGCAUCCUAGCAUCUGUGGAACCUUUUAGCAGUUGGGGCGUCUAUAUCUGUUCUGAGUAUGUUGCUUACACACACACACACACCUGCCCCUUCGACUACUAGUUGCAUCACUUGUUGGGGCGUCUAUAUCUGUUCUGAGUAUGUUGCUUACACACACACACACACACCCGCCCCUUCGACUACUAGUUGCAUCACUUGGUCCCAGCAUUUCUGGAUUGGAGUUGGCAGGACUCGAUUUUGCACACUAAACUCGCCUAAGUGUAAGUGUGGAUUGAAGUAACUAAUCCCGGCUAAUGGAGCCGGACACGAGUUCACAUCUUUUGUUCUCCCCACGUAGUGAAAUUUUGCUCUAAGUAUGUGGCAACUGAUAGUACCAAAGAUUGAGAACAGCCUACAUGGACACUCGUAAACAAUUCUAACCAAUUGUGGGGCGGCGUGUAGAGGGUAAAGAUGGCUGACGCUGAAACCGUGUGGUUCCUUUCACUUCAUCAAAGCCACAUUCCCCAAGAGAAGGAAACUGCGAGGAGCUGCUCCAGGUCGGGCUCCGCUCCACUCUGACGCUCGCAAUCUACCCCGCUCUCCUCGCGGACCCGGAAGUCACGGCCUGGAGGAAACGUCUAGGCUAGGGUCCCGUCAGUCUGCGGCGCUCUGGCUUCAAGUUCCGCCUAGGGGCUUCCCUUCGCGCCCCACUGGAGAGUUCCUUUUAAAUGCCGCUCAGGAGCCGGAGCGGAUCGCUUACGUGCCCGUCCCCACGCCCUCGGAGGGCCGGUUCUUCUGGAUUGGCUAGAGCUCCUGUCCGUCAGUAGUGACGUACGAGUUCGCCGGCCCGGGCCCCGCCCUCUUCCGAGAGCCCCGAAAACAAUUUUAAGAUGGCGGCGGCAGCGGCGCGGAAAACAAUGGGGCAGGGGCGGAGGGGACAGGCCAAGGCCUGAGGCGGGCCGAGAGCGCCGGCCUGGAGUCGGGCCGAGCGGGGCCGGAGGCAGAUACGCCGCCGUGCGUGAGCGCUCCGCAGCCCGCCGGGCCAUGGCGCGGCCGUGAGGCGGACCGGGGCCGCCGGGAGAAGCGGAGGAGCCCGAAGUGCCAGCCGGCGCCGAGAGGCCCGGGCCCGGCCCGUGCCGCCAGCGGCCCAUGGUGCUGCCCACCUGCCCCAUGGCGGAGUUCGCGCUGCCGCGGCACAGCGCGGUCAUGGAGCGCCUCCGCCGGCGCAUCGAGCUGUGCCGGCGCCACCACAGCACCUGCGAGGCCCGCUACGAGGCCGUGUCUCCCGAGCGCCUGGAGCUCGAGCGCCAGCACACCUUCGCGCUGCACCAGCGCUGCAUCCAGGCCAAGGCCAAGCGCGCCGGCAAGCACCGGCAGCCGCCCGCCGCCGUCCCCGCGCCCCCCUCGGCCCCGGCGCCCGCCCCGGCCGCGCGUCUGGACGCCGCCGAUGGCCCCGAGCACGGCCGCCCGGUCGCGCAUCUUCAUGAUACCGUGAAGAGGAAUCUGGACAGCACUGCCUCCCCUCAGAAUGGUGAUCAACAGAAUGGCUAUGGAGACCUAUUUCCUGGGCAUAAGAAGACCCGACGGGAGGCCCCUCUGAGUGUCACUGUGUCUGCCAAUGGGCUUCCUCCAGCCUCACCCCUUGGUCAGCCUGACAAGCCCCCUGGGGGAGAUGCCCUGCAGUCCAGUGGGAAGCUCUCUCUGGGGCUAGACUCCAUCAACAAAAAGUGUCUGGCAGACUCAAGCCUCCACCUGAAUGGAGGCAGCAACCCCAGUGAGUCAUUUUCUCUGAGCCUGAAUAAAGAACUGAAGCAGGAACCUGUGGAUGACCUGCCAUGCAUGAUCACUGGGACUGGAGGCUCCAUCUCGCAAAGCAACCUCAUGCCUGACCUCAACCUUAAUGAACAGGAGUGGAAAGAGCUCAUUGAAGAGCUGAACAGGUCGGUGCCUGACGAAGACAUGAAGGACCUGUUUACUGAGGACUUUGAGGAGAAGAAGGACCCAGAGCCUUCUGGCUCUGCCACACAAACCCCCUUGGCCCAGGACAUUAAUAUUAAGACAGAAUUCUCUCCAGCAACCUUUGAGCAGGAACAGUUAGGCUCUCCACAAGUGAGGACUGGGUCUGCAGGACAGACCUUUCUGGGGCCUUCAUCUGCCCCUGUAGGCACAGAUUCCCCAAACCUUGGAGGCUCUCAGACCCUAUUCCACACCUCUGGUCAGCCUGGGGCAGACAAUCCCAGUCCGAACCUGAUGCCGGCAUCAGCCCAGGCCCAGAAUGCACAAAGAGCCCUUGCAAGUGUGGUGUUGCCUAGCCAGGGCCCAGGAGCAGCCUCUGAGCUAUCCUCUGCCCACCAGCUCCAACAGAUGGCUGCCAAGCAGAAGCGUGAGCAGAUGCUGCAAAACCCACAGCAGGCUGCCCCAGCACCUGCCCCGGGCCAGAUGUCCACAUGGCAGCAGGCAGGGCCCUCCAACAGCCCCUUGAAUGUCUCGUAUCCCAUGGAGAAGCCUGCCAGCCCUCCUGGCUAUAAGCAAGACUUUACCAACUCCAAACUGCUUAUGAUGCCUAGUGUGAACAAGAGUUCCCCUCGGCCAGGAGGCCCCUACCUCCAACCCAGCCAUGCAAGCCUGCUGAGUCACCAGUCACCGAGUAACUUGAAUCAGAAUUCCCUGAAUAAUCAAGGGUCUGUGCUAGACUAUGGCAAUACAAAACCCCUUUCUCAUUACAAAGCAGACUGUGGGCAAGGCGGCCCUGGGUCUGGCCAGAGCAAGCCUGCCUUGAUGGCCUAUCUUCCCCAGCAGCUGCCUCAUCUGAAUAAUGAGCAGAACUCCUUGUUUCUGAUGAAGCCAAAGCCAGGAAACAUGCCCUUCCGAUCACUGGGUCCACCUGGCCAGGAGCAGAACUCUUCGAGUGUCCCUGUGCCAGCCCAAGCUGCCAGUGUGGGGACCCAGCCUCCAGCUGUGUCCGUGGCCAGCACUCACAGCAACCCCCCAUAUCUCAGCAGCCAGCAGCAGGCAGCUGUGAUGAAGCAACACCAAUUGCUCUUGGACCAGCAGAAGCAGAGGGAGCAGCAGCAAAAGCACCUGCAGCAGCAGCAGUUCCUGCAGAGACAGCACCUUCUGGCCGAGCAGGAGAAGCAACAGUUUCAGCGCCAUCUGACUCGCCCACCUCCUCAAUACCAAGACCCUACACAAAGCACCUUCCCACAACAGGUCGGACAGUUCACAGGAACUGCUGCUGCUGUGCCUGGCAUGAACAGCUUGGGUCCAUCUAACUCCAGCUGUCCUCGAGUGUUCCCUCAGCCUGGGAAUCUGAUGCCAAUGGGCCCUGGACAUGCUUCUGUUUCCUCCCUCCCCUCCAACUCAGGCCAGCAAGACCGGAGUGUGGCCCAGUUUACUGGAUCCCAGAGCAUGCCUCAGAGCAGCCUCUAUGGUAUGGCUUCCGGCCUAGCCCAGAUAGUUGCCCAGCCUCCACCACAGGCCACCAGUGGACAUGCCCACAUUCCACGGCAGACCAACGUGGGCCAGAACAGCUCGGUUCCAGCUGCCUAUGGACAAAACUCUCUGGGAAGCUCUGGCCUCUCCCAGCAACACAAUAAGGGGACCCUGACUCCUGGUUUAACAAAGCCACAAGUCCCAAGGGUGUCAGCAACCAUGGGUAGCCAGAAUGCCUCAUGGCAACAUCAGGGAAUGCCAAACCUGAGCAACCAAACGCCAGGGAACAGCAACAUAAGCCCCUUCACUGCAGCCUCCACUUUCCACAUGCAGCAGGCCCACCUGAAAAUCUCUGGCCCGCAGUACUCCCAAGCCAUGCCCAGCAGGCCCAUGGCCCCCAUGAGCUCUGCAGGUGCAGCAGGGUCCAUGCUACCUCCGGUGAGCACACAGCAGAGAAACAGUGUACCUGCAUCUGCACCUCCUCAGGCAGCCCCACAGCAGGGCUUACCUGGUCUCAGCCCAGCAGGGCCUGACCUGGGGGCCUUCAGCCAGAGCCCCACUUCACAGAUGAGCAGCCGGGCAGGACUGCACUGCACCCAGGGCUACCCUGUACGGACCAUGGGCCAGGAGCUGCCCUUUGCCUACAGCGGGCAACCAGGCAGCAGUGGGCUGUCCAGUGUGGCUGGACACACCGACCUGAUUGACUCACUGCUGAAGAACAGGACUUCUGAAGAGUGGAUGAAUGAGCUGGAUGAUUUUUUAGGGUCUCAGUAACGAAGGGAUUUGUGUAGUAUUUUCAGUGUUCAGACAUCUUGUAUUUUUUGUUCUCAGAUUCAACAAAGAGUAACUACUUUGGACCAAAAGCCCAUGGCCCAGGAAGCUGGACCAGUAGAGCCCAAGCCAUAGCAGAGGCCAACUCUGGUCAGGAUCUGUUGGGCUCCUGAGCCAGCAGCUGUGGUCCUUCGGGCUGGCCCAGUCCAUCACCAUCAUUGCCUGGGAUUGAGAUAGCAGGAUAGGGGUAUGAAAGGUGUUUUCUACCCAGAUGACCACAAACCAGUACUAACAAUGAAGCCCUUCCAUUCAGGCUUAUCAAAAUCUGUGCAUUGUGUUUGGCCCGAGAUUUCUCCACUUGCCUCAAGGCUGGGGACAAAUUUUUGUUGAAAAUUUAAAUAGAAUUAUUUUCAUUUUUAGCAUAAAAGUAAUUUUUUUAAGCUUAAGGUUUUCAAACUGAUUAGGAUAGGUGGUGGUUUAUACUGAUAAAUGGCACUGGAAACCUGGAGUUUCCUUUUGAUUAAGAGCCGUUUUUUAUUCCUGCUCUUUCAGCUUUCAGGGUCACUGGAAAUCACUGCCAUAAGCACAGGCUAUGACUGCAGAAGCCAAAAAAAGAUGGCGACUGAGCCCUGCAAAGCCUCUCCUUCCCAAAGUUGUCUUUCCUAGUUGCCACUCAGUCUUGAGAACAGCCAGGCCCCUGGCAUGGCCAAAUACUGAAAGUGGAGAUUUGGGCUCUGGCAUCCUUGUGGGUUCUGAGUCCCAGCCUUCUGCAGUUUCUCCAUCAACCUGAAAUAUAUUUAACAUGAUAGAAGUAUUGUCAGUCUUCAGUUGUGCACAGAUGUCUUUUCCUCAACCCUGUCAGCAUUUCCUACAACCUUUCUUUCUGCCUCCCCUUCGUCCUCUCUUGGCUAAAAUGGGAAACAGUGAUUUACUACAUUGGAAGAGGAAAAGAAAGAGGAAAAGUUCCCUUAGGAACUCCUCAUGUUGUAAAGGUUUGGGGAAAGAAGGCUGCAGGCCAGCCCAGGGCAAGGAAUUACACUUUGUUUGCCAGAUAUCUGCUCCUCCUACAUCAGGUGACUUGCACUUUUAAAGAUGGCUUUAUAACACUAACUCAUCCUUUCUAAAGAUUCAAGUGAGUUCUCUUUGAAGGUCUAUUAGUUGAUGGACUUGUCUGAGCAGAGAACCCGCAGACUAGAGUAUGACACGUGGGCUACCACAGAAAGCAAGAGCAAGCACUUGUCCACCUCAGCUGCACGAUGGUAAGCACAGAGUGAGACCUUUUAACACAGGAUGGAGGGAAAGGAGUUUGCUGAAGAGGGGAGAAACCACAGCUCUGCCUGUUUCCCUGAGGUCUCAGACCAAGGAGUACCGGGUAAGGAACUGAGCCAAGGAAAUUACACGACCAGCCUGGAGGAUGAAGGGUGGGCACAUGGAGGUAGCCAGUUUGUACCGGCAGUGCCUUUUUUGAGGGUACCUGUGCUCUCAGGUCUUUGUCUCUAUAGCCAUUUGCCACCACUGGUGGUGUGCGGGCCAUUUCCCCUUUCAACCACCCUCCCUGCCUUCCCCAGACAUUCAAUUCAGCUCUCAGAGAAGGAGGUGAAUCAUAAUGCGAGUGAAGACUCCACCCUCUUGCCAGGUUCCCCAAUCGCAGGGGAAGAGGGUGAGUGACUUCAGCUAUUCUCUACCAAAAAUAGGGCCGAAGGCUGGUAAUGGACCCUAGUUCCUCCUCUGGCCUCCUGUGGCUGCUUCCCACCUCCUGCCUCUGUCCCCCCCAAGGGCGCUCACAGGCCCCAGCACCCUGCCUUAGGCCUGGGCCAGCCACACAGGCAGUAGGCGGCUCACUUGCUGCAGUGUCAUAGCAAUAAAAUGUGAUUGUUGGGGUCUUCCCACAGAGCUGCCCACGGCUUUAUUUAUGAAUCUGGUUUUGGGGAGUUGGGAAGAGGUGACAGCUUAGCACACAUCCCCCUCUUCCCAGAGCCAUGACUCAGAAGAAAAGGGUGCUCGGACUUUCUCAUACACAUGUGCUUUGUGUAAAUAAAUGUUUACAAUUUUAUAUUGAAGAUGAAAUAAGCGUUAGAGCGUCCCACUGUAUAUUUUUUACUUUUAUAGAUUUUAAAAUUAUGAUCCUUUAUAUAUGUGUUUUGGGGGAGCUAUGAUGCAUUUUAUGGCAAACAGUUGAUGUUAACUUUUUAUGGUCAAAAAUACAUAAAAAUCCUAUUAACCCCUUAUUCUACCUUCAGCUCUGUAUACGCCAAAAACAAAUCUUUACUUUUCUUGUCUUACCAUUAUAAUAAAAAUAUUUUACUACUA
This is a messenger RNA of Nannospalax galili (Upper Galilee mountains blind mole rat), 7241 nucleotides long. It is a transcript of the gene Maml1, whose product is annotated as mastermind like transcriptional coactivator 1. NCBI's taxonomy places the organism in Eukaryota, Metazoa, Chordata, Mammalia, Rodentia, Spalacidae. Gene Ontology annotation, cellular component: nucleoplasm; nuclear speck. The record is from RefSeq and is a predicted model, not a curated record. The transcript is spliced from 5 exons. Bases 1878 to 4934 code for a protein of 1018 amino acids. Gene Ontology annotation, molecular function: transcription coactivator activity. Gene Ontology annotation, biological process: Notch signaling pathway; positive regulation of transcription of Notch receptor target.